Molecule: messenger RNA, 1674 nt
Organism: Penicillium atrosanguineum
Lineage: Eukaryota; Fungi; Ascomycota; Eurotiomycetes; Eurotiales; Aspergillaceae
Exons: 3
Coding region: 1-1674 (557 amino acids)
Biological process (GO): DNA-templated transcription; regulation of DNA-templated transcription
Molecular function (GO): DNA-binding transcription factor activity, RNA polymerase II-specific; zinc ion binding; DNA binding
Source: RefSeq, a predicted model, not a curated record
AUGGAUGAUCAAAUACGCCGAUACAACGUGGAACGGUCGUGUCUGCGUUGUCACGAGCGGAAAGUUCGAUGUGACAAGGCCUCUCCCUGCAGCAAAUGUGUACGACUUGGCAUAGUUUGCCAAUAUCCUGGCCCCAGGAGAGUCAAGCGUCGACCUCCCAAAGCCACAGUGACCGAGGUGGUGACCCGGCUGGAACAGCUGGAACGGUCUAUCGCGACUUUGGGAAGCUCGGGACCUAGUCAGCGAGAUGCUUCACCUACUACUGAAUCUCGUCCUCUGGCCUCAAAGAAUAACAGUGCGCUAUCAAUUCGCAGGGCCCCAGAGGGCCGGCCGAGUCACCAUGGGAUCUUAGUGAAUGACGGCAGCUAUAUCGACGAGCCGCUUCUAUCCCGAGUACUGGAAAAAGAGAAAGAACUGCAAUCUGCCAUCGGAUCACCAAGCACUGACAAAACUGCACCGAGAAAAUUCCCUCCACUGAAAGUCGACGGGAUCAUCACAAAUCCGCAUUUAAUCAACAUGGAUUUGAAAGCCCUCCAGCCAGACCAGUGGCAGGCCACCAUGCUGUGGCAUACGUUUGUGAGCCGGGUUGAUCCUGUCCUCAAGGUGAUUCAUCUUCCGACUACAGUUACUCGCAUCUUUGGGGCCAUCAAUCGACCCGAGUCUCAGAAGUCGGAUGUUCACUGCCUACUAUUUGCUAUCUUCUUUGGUGCCACCACGGCCCGAUGCUCAGAUGAACCUGAGAAUGAGCAGCUACGUGUAGAUUUACGUCGAUAUCAACAGGGCUUGGAGCUUGCUAUGCAUCACUCAAACUUUCUGGACUACCCGACUUUGCCCUCGUUGCAAGCAAUGGCAAUUUAUUUGACAUGUCUGCGAUAUAAUAAUAGUGGUCGAUCUGGAUUUACUCUGCGCGGUUUAGCCAUCCGAGCAGCCCAAUCCAUCGGCCUCCACCGCGACGGAAAGCACUUCAAAUUAAACCCUCUCGAAUGCGAGCUUCGCCGUCGCCUAUGGUGGAAUCUAUACACAACUGAUGCACGAAUGGCAGAAGACCACGGAAUAACAGUGGCCGAACAAGAAUUCGGCGCUGACGCCGACCUCCCAACCAACAUCGACGACCUGAACGUCUCCGAAAGCUCCCAAGAACCACCCCAGCCCCAAUCUCGCUGGACAGAGAUGUCAUUCUCCCUCAUAAUCACCGAAAUCAACAAAAUGUGGAUCCCACUCAUGCGAGCGACCUCCGAAACCCGCGGCGCCUCAGCAGAACAACUAAUCAAAGAACUCAAAACAAACCUCCACGAAAGAUACCUUCAAUACAGCGACAUGGACAUCCCAAUCCAGCGCCAAAGCGUAAUGGUCGCCCAAGUCCUCAUUGGCAAAGCGGAAGUCCAUACACGCCAAAAAAUCCUCCAAAUGCAAGGCGCCGCCUCAUCAUCUGUUGACCAAGCCGCAACCGCCGAACUACUUGAAAUGGCCGUCAACGCCCUCGAACUCGGACUGGAAAUGUAUACCGACGAACUCCUUCGCAGCUUCCGCUGGCUCACUUCUACAUAUACCCAAUUCCACCUCCUCACCUAUAUUCUUUGGCACCUGUGUGUGUACCCGACGGGCGCAUAUGUUGAACAAGCUUGGCAUGAGGAUGAAGGCGUUGAGGAUUCGUCAGGCGCAUGGGGCGCUUGA